Adineta steineri is the source of this 915-nucleotide messenger RNA. Lineage: Eukaryota; Metazoa; Rotifera; Eurotatoria; Adinetida; Adinetidae. The record is from the annotation of a GenBank genome assembly.
AUGAUGGAACAAUCUUCAUUAUCCGAAGUAGUAUUUGACCAUCGCAAUGAUUUAAGUGAUGCUAAGAGUGUUGAUUCAGCAUUUAGUAUUGAUAGCGUAGGUGGAACAACGCAGGAAGUAUUCGAACAUGAUUUAUCAUCAAUAACAGCAGAGAAAUUAUUUAAUGAAUUACAACGUGUAAAAGAAGAUCUUAAAUCUAAAGAUGAUGAAGUUCGUCGUGCAAAUGAAUUACGUGAAAAUACCGAUCAAGAAAUUCAAGAAUUGACAGCAUCAUUAUUUGAAUCAGCACAUGCAAUGGUUGAACAAGCUAAAUAUGCUCAAGCAAAUGCUGAACAAAAAUUACAUGUUUCAAAUCAAACAAUUGAUGCACUUAUACUUGAAAAUGUACAAUUGAAAAAAUCCGUUACUGAAUUAAAACAAAUUUUAAAUUCUUGUCGAAAAUCAUCUCCAGUAUCCAAUAAUCAUAAUAGUAUUGAUAACAUGCUACUACGAGAAUUUACAUGUUGGGAUGAGAAACCAUCUAUUGAAAGAGACGGAUCAUUAUUUAUGUAUAGAGUUUAUAAUGAAGAUAUAUUACCAUGUGUAACAUUUCCUAAUGCUGCCCUUUCAACGAGAGUUUUAGAAGCUAUCGAAAGAAAUGAUGUAGUUAUGGAAAAGUGUCAUUCAACAGAAACUAUGAAAAUGUGUUCAUUGAUGGGUGAAAUUUGUGAAUGUGAUUAUCGUGUUCGAUUAGAUGAAAAUAAUCAAUGGUAUCCAUUAUCACGUUUAGCUCGAAAUCGAAUUGCGUCUAUAUGUGAUUUUUUUACAUUUAUUCGUCAUGUGCAAUCUGGUCUUGUUAAAAGUGACACUCUGACUCGUUUUAAUAAAAUUAUUGAAUUACGAAAACAAAUGACAUUUGCACGUCUUGGAUUGUAA